Messenger RNA from Chaetomium strumarium, 2225 nucleotides. RefSeq lists its product as uncharacterized. The transcript is spliced from 3 exons. Lineage: Eukaryota; Fungi; Ascomycota; Sordariomycetes; Sordariales; Chaetomiaceae. The record is from RefSeq and is a predicted model, not a curated record. Gene Ontology annotation, biological process: proteolysis. The coding region runs from base 231 to 1823 and encodes 530 amino acids. Gene Ontology annotation, molecular function: serine-type endopeptidase activity. Gene Ontology annotation, cellular component: membrane.
GCCCUCCAUUUCUGACUGGGUCUUGCUGGAUUUGCGCCAGGCCCGGUCGUCGACUUCAGCUCUCUACCGAUAACUACUGCAACUCCCUGGCUGGAUCUGAUUUGCAUGGUCGGGCGGUUUUUUCUCCCGGACUUCAGGUUGUGGUUGUACUCUGCUCGCCGUUCGAUCUGCACAGUAGCCGACACGACAAGCGCUUGAGAUUCGACGUUCAGCCCCGAGCCGCCGACAAAAUGGCGGCCAACGAAUACUACUCCCAAAAGCCGCUACCCGAUGCGACAACCCCCCAGUAUCAAGGGCACUACGCCGACCUGCACGGCGGCUCGUCUUCCUCAUCUUACUCUACACCUGCUCCCCCCUACAGCUCCCAACCCCACCUGGCUCCCGGUGACCGGCGAUCGCAAGGUCCUACUGGGCUAUCUCCCUCACCCUUCGAGACAGUCUUCGACGACCAUGUGUAUCCUGCGAGCACAUACCAGCCAACGCCGGCCUCGAGCACCCACGCAUUGAGCCGCCAAGAUACGAGCUACCACGGCCAUUCGCCCGUCUCGCCCGACGAUAUGGCUUACAACCACCCUCCAGACGACAUUCCCCUCCGGGACCACGCUCAGCGGGUGCCGUCCAAGGACGCCGAGAUGCAGGAUCACGUCUACGACGCGUCACAGUCGAGAAAGCCGCGCAGGGGUCGCGUACGGUUCGGCGAGCUGGGAAUGAUGGGAUCGGGGCGCAAGAAGAUUCCGCUUGUCGUCUACUUUUUCACCCUCGUCCAGGUGGCUGUCUUCAUUGGCGAGAUCGUCAAGAAUGCGACCGCAACGGGCUCCCCCAUCCAGAUCCACCCUUCCGUCAACCCCAUGAUCGGCCCAUCGCCCUACAUCCUCAUCAACAUGGGCGCCAGGUUUGUCCCCUGCAUGCACAAUAUCGAUGGAGUCCAGAACGCAAAGGAGCAAUUCCCCUGGCCCUGCCCGAAUUCUACGUCGAAUGAUCCAGACCUCGCUGAGAACAAGUGCACCCUCUCGGAGCUGUGCGGCUUCGGCGGCGUCCCGGAGCCCGCCUACCAGCCGAACACGCCUCUCGACACCAAACCCGAGCCCAACCAAUGGUUCCGCUUCAUUACCCCGAUCUUCUUGCACGCUGGCAUUAUCCACAUUGGCUUCAACAUGCUGCUCCAGCUGACCCUGGGCCGGGACAUGGAGAGGUCGAUCGGCUCGAUCCGCUUCUUCCUGGUCUACAUGAGCGCGGGCAUCUUCGGCUUCGUUAUGGGCGGCAACUUCGCCGCGACGGGCAUCGCCUCGACGGGCGCGUCGGGUUCGCUGUUCGGCGUUAUCGCUCUGACCCUGCUCGACCUGCUCUACUCGUGGAAGGACCGUCUGAACCCGAUCAAAGACCUCGCCUUCAUCGUCCUCGACGUCGCUAUCUCCUUCGUCCUGGGCCUGCUCCCCGGCCUCGACAACUUCUCCCACAUUGGUGGUUUCCUCAUGGGCCUCGCCCUCGGCAUCUGCGUGCUGCACUCACCCAACUCGCUCCGCCGCCGCAUCGGCGUCGACGACGUCCCCUACGCCAGCUCCCAGGUCAGCGGCGGUUUUGCCGCCCAGGGUACGCCGCCUUCCUUCUUCAAGAACCCGGUCGGCUUCUUUAAGGGCCGCAAGCCGCUGUGGUGGGCUUGGUGGCUGAUCCGGGCCGGCGCGCUCGUGGUCGUCAUGGUCGUCUUCAUCCUGCUGCUGAACAACUUUUACGUCUACCGCCAAACCUGCUCAUGGUGCAAGUAUUUGAGCUGCCUGGACGUGAGCAACUGGUGCGACAUUGGCAACUUACAGCUGCCGAGCUAAAAAGGAACACGCUUCUUCACCAUGGGCGACAGCAGCUUGCAUCGAGAGGUCGCAGCAUGGCGAGAAGAUUAUUCCUUAUCGAACUUAACUUGCUAAGUUUCAUUGUUUGGCUACGGCGAAAACGGGGGGUACGGACGGGGAGGACAAAGAAUGGGAAGGGGAGGAGGCAUAAUACUUCCUGAACUUAUGCAUUGCAUCGGCGUUUGGGUCUCUCUUACCUGACUCGGACUUUCUUCGGCAGAUUCAUCAAGGGGGUCCUGGGUGGUAAACCGGGGUGGCGGCGGCGGCUUGGAGACCCGAUAUACAGCCUUUUUUCUGUGAAGUCAUCAAUUUCAUAGUUGACGACACCGCCUGCUUUGCUAUUUCUAUUGCGUUGUGUACUUGUAUUGCUGGAUGGGAAAA